AAGAAAGAGAAGGAGAGAGAAAGACAAAAAAAAACGAAGAAAGAAGGAAAAAAACUAGGGAAAGAUUGAAGAAAGUGUGUGAGAUUGAGAGACCCAAAAAGAUGGUCGAAAAGAGGACAAACCUCUGAGAUCAUCCUGAGAAGGGCAGUAAUAGAAGAAAAUCCCAGGAAAUUUGAUAGGUUUGGAGAAAAGUUGUGGCAAGGUUUAAGGCCAUAGAUAUCAUAAAAUUUGUGUGUGGUUUUUUCUCUUUUGCUGCCUUUUGAAGUUUUGAGUCUCAAUCUUUACCCCCACCCAAUCCAAAACCCUUAAUCUUUUGUCCAAAAUCCAAUCCAAAUUCAUAAUCACCACAACCACCCCAAUAGAGGAGAGUAAAAACGAAAGAGAGCUCGUUCAACACCCAUUUUGGUCCCCCUUGUUUAAGCUCUGCCCAGAUAAGAGAUACAAUCGGCUGAGCCUGUGAACAGGGCUAUGCGUGUGAAGAACAGGGUGUUGUAACCUCGACUCAAUGCGUUAUCAUGAGGGACCCUGAUAUGGUUCUGGGUUUGUGUUUGUAUAUAGCAUAGGUUUUGGCCUAGUUAGAGUUUUGUCUACUAACAAAAGGAAAAAGAGAAACGUUCAUUUUUGAGCAUAGUGGAAAGGGGUGGCUCGUAUCGAAAAACCUGGCGAUUUCGUGUAGGAAUUUAUUUGGCUUCUUGACUUUCAGAGGAAAUAGUUACUAUCAUCUCCAGCAUUUCUGCAUCUGGUUCAUCAGGCAAUGGGGGCUAGAUGGAACCCUUUGGGGUUCCGCUUGCUCUCUCUCUUUGCUAUGAUAUUUGCUUCUGCUGGGAUUCCGGGUUCUUGGUCUGCUAAUGAUGAAGGUGUGGCUUUGUUGGCAUUCAGGGAGAACAUAAAGUUUGAUCCUUUUGGUGCUUUGGAGAAUUGGAGUUCUAAGGAUGGUGACCCUUGCCUAUGGACCGGUGUUCAUUGUGUGGACAAUAAAGUGCAAUUGUUGAAUCUGACAGAUCUUUCUUUGGAAGGAACGUUGGCACCUGCCCUUGGGAAACUUAGUCACUUAAAAUCUCUUGUGCUCUACAAGAACCGUUUAACUGGUGAAAUUCCCAAAGAGAUUGGGGACCUUGCAAGGCUAGAGCUUCUAGAUUUGAGGGAUAAUGAUCUGAGUGGAACAAUUCCAGUUGAGAUAGGCAGGAUGUGUUCACUAAAACGAUUGUUGCUUGGUGACAAUAGAUUUGAAGGUGGCAUUCCCCUGCCCCUAAAGAGUGUCAACUUGCUCUCUGACUUGGUAAUUGUUAGUGAUCAUGAUACAUCUACUGGAGUCAGUGGAUUUGGCUCUGUAAACAGAAAAUUUGGACACUGCAUUUGGCAGAGCAAUUUAAAACAUUGGAGUAAUGUGAAUUCCUUAACAUUAAUGGUUAAAGGAACUCUUAUGCAUUAUCUCAACUACUUGCGAAUGCCAAGGCUCAGUAGUAGCAUACAGGACUCUCUGCAUGUCCAUGGAGACACUUGCUGUGAAAAUUUAUCUAAUUCAUUCGAGUCACACAUGAUCUUUGCACGCCGUAGGCUGCAUGAACAAACCUCCCUAAACCUCCCAGCUAUACCCUUUGUUGGUCCGGAACCAUCUAUACAGAUCAUUUCUCUUCCAACCAGCCGAAGUAGUGGCUCGUUUCCAGCUGUACCUGAUGCAAAAAAGAAGCUUUCUCCUCCACCUGCACCUGCACUGCUGGCUUCACCUCCUAAUCUUUCAUCACAGAAUAAUCAACAACAGGAUUCCCCAAAAUCAAGUAGCAAUAUGUGGAAGUAUAUUGUUACUGGUAUCAGUGUGGCUGUGUUGCUCAUUGUUCUUGUGAUGAUGUUCUUCAUGUGUCGAAGCCAAGCUGUUAAAACCAUAAAACCUUGGAAGACAGGAAUAAGUGGCCAGUUGCAGAAAGCAUUUAUCACAGGAGUUCCCAAGUUGAACAGAUCAGAACUAGAAACCGCCUGUGAAGAUUUCAGCAAUAUUAUUAGCACAAUUGAUGGUUGUAUUGUGUAUAAGGGAACACUCUCUAGUGGAGUUGAGAUCGCUGUUGCAUCUACAACACUGACUUCUUUGAAAGACUGGUCCAAGAAUGCAGAGAAGGCUUACCGGAAAAAGAUUGAUGUACUGUCACGAGUCAAUCACAAGAACUUUGUCAAUCUCAUUGGCUACUGUGAGGAGGAUGAACCUUUUACUAGGAUGAUGGUGUUCGAGUAUGCUCCAAAUGGAAACCUCUAUGAACAUCUCCAUGUUGAAGAAAUGGAACACCUUGACUGGACUGCAAGGGUUAGGAUCAUAAUGGGGACAGCUUACUGUCUUCAGUAUAUGCACCAUGAUCUAAAUCCACCUGUAUCACAUCCCAACUUAGUUUCAUCUUCUAUCUUUUUAACGGAUGAUUAUGCUGCCAAGAUUGCAGAGUUAUGUUUCUGGGCAACGUUGCCGAAGUCAAAGAAGGAUUCUGAUGAGGACGAUAAAGAGUAUUCCGAAUUACCACCCCUUGCUGAUCCAGAAACAAAUGUCUACAGCUUUGGACUAUUGUUAAUCGAGACCAUCAGUGGAAAGCGCCAUAACUCAGAAGUAGGGUGCCUUGUGGACUGGGCCUAUGCUUAUCUCAAUGAACAAAGAAGCAGCCUGGUUGAUCCAACUCUCAAAUCCUUCAAAAACGACGAGUUGGAUGUCAUCUGUGAGGUGAUCAAAGAGUGCACUCAAAAAGAUUCAAGAAAAAGACCAACAAUGAAUGAUGUCACCGAGAAACUGAGGCAAGUGAUUCCCAUCACUCCAAACCAAGCAGUCCCAAGACUCUCACCACUCUGGUGGGCUGAGCUUGAGAUCUUAUCAGUGGAAGCAACAUAACCUCAGCCUCCCUCUGAUUCUCUUCUCCGUGUUGUAAGCCAACAAAGUCUCUUUGUAUCAGUAAAAAUGCUGUAACAAUAUAUAGCUUUUAACAACUCUGUGCUCCCCCUGCAUAAAAAUUGGUCAUCAAUCCCACCCCACAUAAACCUUCAUGCUUGUAAUCAUAUCCCUUUUUGUCCUCCUUUUGUAUGUGUCCUUAUGAUUCAACCUAGGCUAUAUAUUCUUUGUGUUCAAUCAAAAAUCCAAUUGUUUUACUGGUGGAGUGCUGUUGUCCUAACUUAAAUUUAUACAACAUAUGUAUGUAUUUUUGUGUGAUCAAAAGCUUGGAUGUAAACUAAUAUGGCGCUGGGAAAUUAUUAUUACAUUUUAAUCA
Fragaria vesca subsp. vesca is the source of this 3236-nucleotide messenger RNA. Its product is annotated as probable LRR receptor-like serine/threonine-protein kinase At5g45840-like. Lineage: Eukaryota; Viridiplantae; Streptophyta; Magnoliopsida; Rosales; Rosaceae. The coding region runs from base 755 to 2863 and encodes 702 amino acids. The record is from RefSeq and is a predicted model, not a curated record. Gene Ontology annotation, molecular function: ATP binding; protein binding; protein kinase activity. Gene Ontology annotation, biological process: protein phosphorylation. The transcript is spliced from 14 exons.